UUCACCGUUUCUCAAAACCCCCUUGGUCUCACUAAAUCAGUAGGGUUUCAUAUUUUCAUUGCAGAAACAACUCUAUUCAAAACCCCCCCAAAUCACUCUCCAAAAUCUUCCAAUCUGACCUUCUCUUUCAAACCCUAACCCUAAAAUGACCAAAGUCUACGGUACCGGAGUCUUCGAUUUCCGGCGCCACCGUGUGGCAGAGUACCCCGUCACCGCCGCCGGUCCAGACCAAACCGUUCCAGAGAGACCGCCGGAAUCAAAACCUGAAACAAAUGUACCGAGCUCGAUAACUCUAGUUGAAAUCCAGCGGGACCGGCUGACAAAAAUUGCGAAUGAAAACUGGUCGAAAUCGGCGACGAACAACGAGAAGCCUCCGUUUAGUGCGGAUCUGGUGAAGGAGAUUUAUGAAACGGAGUUGUUGGUGAAGGAGGAUGGGAGAGUGAGAAGAACGGUGCCGUUGCAGAGGGUUAUGAUACUUGAAGUUAGUCAGUAUUUGGAGAAUUAUUUGUGGCCGAAUUUUGAUCCGGAGACUUCUUCGUUUGAGCAUGUUAUGUCCAUGAUUCUCAUGAUUAACGAGAAGUUUCGCGAGAAUGUUGCUGCGUGGAUAUGCUUUUAUGAUCGAAAAGAUAUGUUUAAGGCAUUUAUUGAGAGGGUUCUCUGCUUGAAGGAGGGAAGAAGCCUGAGUAUCGCAGAGAAGACUAAUUACCUACUUUUCAUGAUUAAUGCCUUCCAGAGCUUGGAGGAUGAUAUAGUCAGCAAGAAAGUCAUGAGAUUGGCAAGCCUUCAUUGCUGGCAUAGUCUAUCGUUUGGUCGUUUUCAGAUGGAGCUUUGCCUUAAUCCAGAUUUGAUUAAGAAAUGGAAAAGAAUCGCAAAAAAAGCCAAGGAGGCAAAGAAACGCGGGGAAUCUUUUGAUAUGUCAGUAAUGCUAGAAGUGAAGUUCUUGAGGAAUCUCAUUGAUGAAUUUCUAGAGGUACUUGAUUCCAAGGUAUUUUACUAUGAUGAUGAAGGGUCCAAUGUACAUGGAUUUGAAAAAAUUAAUGAAGCUUCGAUUUUGUAUUGUGAGAGGUUUAUGGAGUUCUUAAUCGACCUUUUGAGUCAACUUCCGACCAGGAGAUACUUUAAACCUCUUGUCGCUGAUGUGGCGGUGGUUGCAAAAUGUCAUCUGAGUGUUCUUUAUAGACAUGAAAAAGGCAAGCUUUUUGCACAGCUGGUUGACUUGCUGCAGUACUACGAAGGUUUCGAGAUCGAUGAUAAUUUAGGGAGACAAAUGACAGAUGAUGAGGUGCUUCAAGCCCAUUAUGAACGUUUUCAGGCUUUCCAGCUUCUUUCAUUUAAAAAGAUACCCAAGUUGAAAGAACUUGCACUUGCUAACAUUGGGGCAAUUCAUAAGCGUGCUGAUCUUUCAAAGAAAUUAUCUGUACUUUCUCCCGAUGAAUUGAGGGACUUAGUCUGCAAUAAGCUUAAAUUGAUUUCAAAGAGUGACCCAUGGACGGAAAGAGUUGACUUUCUUAUAGAAGUCAUGGUCUCCUUUUUCGAAAAGCAGCAGUCUCAAAAAGAAGCCAUAAACGCUCUACCACUGUAUCCGAACGAACAAAUAAUGUGGGAUGAAAGUCUCGUUCCCAGCAUUAAUUACUCUGGUGAAGGAUGUUUAGCACUUCCGAAACUAAAUCUACAGUUUCUAACACUUCACGAUUAUCUUCUUAGAAACUUUAAUCUCUUCCGUCUUGAAUCAACUUACGAAAUUCGUGAAGACAUUCAAGAAGCGGUCCCACAUCUCCUCGCUUACACUAAUAACGAAGGUCAACCUGCUUUCCGUGGUUGGUCAAGAAUGGCGGUACCGAUUAAAGAAUUUAAAAUUACUGAAGUAAAACAACCAAAUAUCGGUGAAGUAAAACCAGCAUCGGUAACAGCAGAGGUUACUUUCAGCAUUUCAAGUUACAGAACACAAAUUAGGUCUGAAUGGAAUGCUUUAAAGGAACAUGACGUCCUCUUCUUGCUUUGUAUCCGUCCAUCUUUCGAGCCGUUAAGUGCUGACGAGGCAGCUAAUGCAUCGGUCCCACAAAAACUCGGACUUCAGUUUGUUAGAGGAUGUGAAAUUAUCGAAAUCCGUGAUGAAGAAGGAGGUUUGAUGAAUGAUUUCACAGGAAGAAUUAAGCGGGAUGAAUGGAAACCGCCUAAAGGUGAAUUGAGAACUGUGACGGUUGCACUUGAUACUGCACAAUAUCAUAUGGACGUUACUGAUAUUGCGGAGAAAGGCGCGGAAGAUGUUUAUGGUACUUUUAAUAUUUUGAUGAGAAGGAAACCGAAGGAGAAUAAUUUUAAAGCUAUAUUGGAGUCUAUUAGAGAUCUCAUGAAUGAAACAUGUAUUGUUCCUGAUUGGUUGCAUGAUGUGUUUUUGGGAUAUGGAAAUCCUUCUGCUGCUCAGUGGACUAAUAUGCCUGAUUUACUUGAGACCGUAGAUUUCAAAGAUACGUUUCUUGAUGCUGAUCAUGUUAGAGAAUGUUUUUCUGACUAUCAGGUGAUGUUUACAAAUUCAGAUGGCACAGAAAACCCAAAUCCACGACCCCCAUUUCGGAUUAAUAUUCCCAGAAAUUUAAAGGGAAAUUCUCAUGCUCUCCCCGGGAAUGAGAAGUCCACCACAGAUUCAGUGGAUGUUACCACAGAGGAUAAUUCUGAUUUUGAGAAAGAAAAACUUAUUGUUGAAGCAUAUACGCCUCCUGAUCCUGGUCCGUAUCCUCAAGAUCAGCCAAAACAGAACUCUGUUAGAUUUACCCCGACACAGGUUGGGGCGAUAGUCUCGGGCAUACAACCAGGUCUGACAAUGGUAGUGGGUCCACCUGGUACCGGAAAGACUGAUACCGCAGUUCAGAUAUUGAAUGUUCUUUAUCACAAUUGUCCUUCUCAAAGGACAUUAAUAAUUACCCAUUCAAAUCAGGCUUUGAAUGACCUUUUUGAAAAAAUAAUGGAGAGGGAUGUACCAGCCCGUUAUCUUCUCCGACUUGGUCAAGGUGAGCAAGAACUGGCAACCGAUCUCGACUUUAGUCGCCAGGGUCGGGUCAAUGCAAUGCUCGUGAGACGGUUGGAGUUACUUAGUGAAGUUGAAAGGCUUGCAAGAUCUUUACAACUGCCGGAAGACGUCGGUUACACUUGUGAAACAGCUGGCUACUUUUGGUUGCUCCAUGUUUACUCCCGUUGGGAGCAGUUUCUAGCCGAUUGUGAUAAAAAUCAAGAUAAACCCACAUUCGUUAAAGAUCGGUUUCCGUUUACUGAAUUUUUUUCCAACACUCCACAAUCGGUUUUCACCGGGAAUUCCUUUGAGGAAGACAUGCGGGCUGCUAAAGGUUGCUUUAGUCACCUUAAAACCGUUUUCCAGGAGCUUGAAGAAUGCCGAGCGUUUGAACUGUUAAAGUCAACGGUUGACCGAGCUAAUCACCUUAUGACAAAACAAGCAAAGAUUGUCGCCAUGACGUGUACUCACGCAGCUUUGAAAAGAAAGGACUUCUUACAAUUGGGAUUCAAAUACGAUAACCUUUUAAUGGAAGAAAGUGCACAAAUAUUAGAAAUCGAGACGUUUAUUCCAAUGUUACUUCAAAGACAAGAAGACGGGUAUGCUAGACUUAAAAGGUGUAUUUUAAUCGGCGAUCAUCAUCAGCUGCCACCUGUCGUGAAGAAUAUGGCUUUUCAAAAAUACAGCCACAUGGAUCAAAGUUUGUUCACGCGAUUCGUUCGGCUGGGAAUUCCUUACAUUGAGCUCAACGCUCAAGGUCGAGCCAGACCGAGUUUAGCCAAGCUUUACAAUUGGCGAUAUCGGGAUUUAGGUGAUCUUCCGUAUGUUAAGGAGAAUCCUUUUUUCCAUAAAGCGAACGCCGGAUUUGGUUAUGAUUAUCAGUUAAUUGACGUGCCUGAUUACCAUGGGAAAGGUGAGAGUGCACCUUCUCCUUGGUUUUAUCAGAAUGAAGGGGAAGCUGAAUAUCUUGUUAGCAUUUAUAUCUAUAUGCGGUUAUUAGGGUAUCCUGCAAAUAAAAUAUCCAUUUUGACGACUUAUAAUGGCCAGAAGCUUCUGAUACGCGAUGUUCUUAACCGAAGAUGUGCUCCCUAUGAUUUUAUUGGCCUUCCAAACAAGGUUGCAACAGUUGACAAGUUUCAAGGUCAACAGAACGAUUUCAUUCUACUGUCACUUGUGAGGACCCGAUUUGUGGGACAUCUUCGUGAUGUUAGAAGAUUAAUUGUUGCCAUGUCACGUGCCCGAUUGGGUCUUUAUGUGUUCUGUCGCCGUUCACUGUUUGAACAAUGUUAUGAACUCCAACCGACAUUUCAGCUUCUACUUCAAAGGCCAGACCGCCUUGCCCUAAAUCUGCAUGAAAUUGCACCUUUUACUGAUCGUCUUGUUGGAGACACGGGACCCGUUCACCUCGUGAGUGGCAUUGAAGAAAUAGCUGGGAUUGUUAACUUUAGAAUGCAUCAAGUAUAUCAGGCGAGAAUGAUGAGCCAAGAGUUUUCAGAUUACUCGGGACAUAAUGCUUCAACAGGAAGCCCGGGUGAGCAAAAUGGCCAACAAGAUUUUUCAUCCGAGUAUGAUGACACGAAAACUGAUUUACAAGUCGAUGCUACUGUGGAAACCACUGAGAAUACGCCAAGUGGUGAACAACCAAUGGACGCUGAAACACCCAACGUUGUUGAUAACACCAGUGAGAAUAUGCAAGUCGAUGCUACUGUGGAAACCACUGAGAAUACACAAGUCGAUGUUACUGUGGAAACCACUGAGAAUACACAAGUCGAUGUUACUGUGGAAACCACUGGAGUGACCACAAAUGAAUCUCUUAAUGAAGACGAUUCAAACAUUGAAAACAGCAAGAUGGAACAGUAGUCUAGUAUAGAUUAUUCACUCCUGGAAAUGAUUUAUCCUGGUAAACACUUCUGUUGAAGAGAAGUCUCUGGCCUGGUUUGGUGUUACGGGCUCAAAAGGCGAUAUGAACUUGGCUUUUUCAUUGUGUUUUUAAACCUCAAAUGGUUAAACUACUAGGGCUAGAUUGAAGUUUUUGUAGAUUUGGUUAUUGUAAAGUGAUUAUGCCAAAAUUUUGUAUUCCGGUGCUUUCUAAGACGACAAUUGUUGGAUAGUUGUGUAUUAUGUACCUUGACACUUGAGGUUCUGAAUGGUAGCAUGUUGGAACAUUAAAAUUUUA
Molecule: messenger RNA, 5183 nt
Organism: Helianthus annuus (common sunflower)
Lineage: Eukaryota; Viridiplantae; Streptophyta; Magnoliopsida; Asterales; Asteraceae
Product: RNA helicase aquarius
Exons: 14
Coding region: 146-4867 (1573 amino acids)
Biological process (GO): mRNA splicing, via spliceosome
Cellular component (GO): catalytic step 2 spliceosome
Molecular function (GO): mRNA binding; helicase activity
Source: RefSeq, a predicted model, not a curated record